AUGGGCAACUUACCUGCUCCACGCGUGACGCAAAAUUUUCCUUUCCAAAUAAGUGGUGUUGAUUUUGCUGGGCCAUUUUUAAUAACUGAUCGUAAGGGUCGCGGCUGUCGUAUAACUAAAUGUUAUUUAUGUCUUUUUAUCUGUUUCGCCACAAAAUCCUUACACCUCGAAGUAGCAAGUGAUUUGACUACAGAUAUUUUUAUUUUGUUUUUAAGACGAUUCAUUUCUCGUAGAGGGAAGCCAAGUGAAUUAUUUUGCGACAAUGGUACAAACUUUAUAGGUGCUAAUAAUGAAAUUAAUAGUUUUCUCAAGUCGAGCAAUGAACGCAUCUACACAUAUGCCGCUAGUGAAGGCAUUAAAUUUAAAUUUUCACCUGCUUAUUCCCCCCAUUUUGGAGGGAUCUGGGAAGCAGGCGUGAAGUCCGCUAAAUUUCACAUACUUAAAAUUUUGGGAAAUCAACAUUUGACGUUCGAGGAGUUGUCUACUUUAUUUGCUCAAAUUGAGGCUCUCCUUAAUUCCCGUCGCCUAACUCCACUGUCAACUGAUCCUAACGACCUAUCUCCUUUUACCCCUGGCCACUUCUUGAUUGGCAGAGCAUUUACAUCAUUACCUUCACCUGCUCUUCUGGAUAUUAACGUUAACCACCUGGAUCGAUAUCAAAAACUUGAACGUAUCCGGCAGCAUUUCUGGGAAAGGUGGCGACAUGAGUACCUCAGUGAAAUACAACAACGGAGCAAAUGGCAGACGAAGCAAAAUUCAGUUCAAGAAGGAGACAUGGUUGUCUUAAAGGACCCCAAUUUACCUCCACUACAAUGGCGUGUAGGACGAGUUAGUCGUCUUUAUCCCGGCUCAGAUGGCGUUACAAGAGUUAUCGAUGCUCAUACUGCUAAGGGCAUCCUGCGUCGAGCAGUUGCGAAAGUUUGUCUUCUACCGACUUCUUCAAGCUCAUUUGUAACCUCUCGAAUCCUGGACGUAUUCGAGGGGGGGAAGAUGUUCACGCCGUAUAGACGGCAGAGCGGGGCGGACACGGACGAGAGAAAAAAUUAG
Molecule: messenger RNA, 1047 nt
Organism: Achroia grisella
Lineage: Eukaryota; Metazoa; Arthropoda; Insecta; Lepidoptera; Pyralidae
Exons: 1
Coding region: 1-1047 (348 amino acids)
Biological process (GO): DNA integration
Molecular function (GO): nucleic acid binding
Source: RefSeq, a predicted model, not a curated record